Macrosteles quadrilineatus (aster leafhopper) is the source of this 1319-nucleotide messenger RNA. Its product is annotated as gastrula zinc finger protein XlCGF8.2DB-like. The transcript is spliced from 3 exons. The record is from RefSeq and is a predicted model, not a curated record. Gene Ontology annotation, biological process: regulation of transcription by RNA polymerase II. Lineage: Eukaryota; Metazoa; Arthropoda; Insecta; Hemiptera; Cicadellidae. Gene Ontology annotation, molecular function: RNA polymerase II cis-regulatory region sequence-specific DNA binding; DNA-binding transcription factor activity. The coding region runs from base 1 to 897 and encodes 298 amino acids.
AUGAAGGUUUCGAACAGGACCAUCACCUGGGUGGGACGACCGCUGCAGUUAGGCGAUGGCAGCGGUCGUCCCACCCAGUUUAAUUACAAUCUGUCGAGGGGUUAUUGCACCACAUGUGGAAAAUCCUAUUUAAAAAAAGGGGCUUUGAAAGUACAUGCAUUGAUACAUACGGGAGAGAGGCCAUAUAAGUGCACCACGUGUGGAAAAUCCUUUACACGCAAAGGGGAUUUGAAACAACAUGCAUUGAUUCAUACAGGUGAGAGAUCACAUAAUUGCACCACAUGUGGAAAAUACUUUGCACGUAAAGGGGAAUUGACACAACAUGCAUUGAUUCAUACAGGAGACAGAUCACAUAAUUCCACCACAUGUGGAAAAUCCUUUGCACACAAAGGGGAUUUGAAACGCCAUGCAUUGAUUCAUACAGGUGAGAGAUCACAUAAUUGCACCACAUGUGGAAAAUACUUUGCACACAAAAGAUAUUUGAAACAACAUGCAUUGAUUCAUACAGGAGACAGAUCACAUAAUUGCAACACAUGUGGAAAAUCCUUUGCACGCAAAAGCAAUAUGAGACAAAAUGCAUUGAUUCAUACAGGAGAGAGGCCAUAUAAGUGUACCACACGUGGAAAAUCCUUUUCACAAACAGGGACGUUAAAAAAACAUGCAUUAAUUCAUACAGGAGAUAGGCCAUAUAACUGUACCAGAUGUGGAAAAUCCUUUUCACAAAAAGGAAUUUUAAAACGACAUGCAUUGAUUCAUACAAGAGAGAGGCCAUAUAAGUGUACCACAUGUGGAAAAUCCUUUUCACACAAUGGGGAUUUGAAACAACAUGCAUUGAUUCAUACAGGAGAGGAAUCACAUAAUUGCAGUAGGCUUACAACAAGUGGAAAAUUUUAUUAAUCCUAGAGUAAGUUGAAGGAACAUUCAAGGGUUCAUACAGAAUAGACAAUGUAAGACCACAACAUGGGAUAAACCAAUGGGAUGUUAAAAAUUGAGAGUUAGGUUAGAUUAGCUUAGCCUAAUUUUAUAUAGAACUGUACAGUUAUAACUUUCUUUCUGUAGUGUGUCUUAAAAAUAUAUUUUUUACCAAGCACCACUGAUUACCACUCUAGUAUUUUUAUUCACUGUUAAAAUGGGAAAGCCGUACUUCCGUAAUCUACUAUCAUACGACUUCCAACAAUCUGUAGAACUGUAGUUACAGGCAAAACACAACAAUGUAGUAACAACAAAUAAUGUAACACAUCAAUAAUGUAAGUUAGGCCUUAUUAAUAUUUUUUUAUACUGUUGUUUUUAUAUUUCGGUCUAUUAUUAUUAUUUUUGUA